This is a messenger RNA of Aspergillus glaucus CBS 516.65, 351 nucleotides long. RefSeq lists its product as uncharacterized. The transcript has a single exon. The coding region runs from base 89 to 319 and encodes 76 amino acids. Lineage: Eukaryota; Fungi; Ascomycota; Eurotiomycetes; Eurotiales; Aspergillaceae. The record is from RefSeq and is a predicted model, not a curated record.
CAUAUACAUAUCCUUCGGGCUGGUAAGUAUAGCCCGUAUUCUCACCGGUCACAGUCAGGGGAGGGGUUCUAUAGGCAUUUGUGCAAUAAUGCUAGCGCUCCAUUUGCCUUCAUUACUCAUAUGGCCUUGUUUGGCAUGUUGGUGUCGUUUGUCUAUAUCAGCCAUUGAUGCGGCGUUGAGCCGUCGAGCCGUCACACAAAGAUACCGGCAUCCAUGGACCCUUGGAACACCCAUGCUAGAACAAUACCAUCCUGGGCAUACACAGACAGUAAUUGAGACUGUUGAUCACAGUGAAACUUGGAAAUCUGGACCAGUGUGACACUGAGAGGAGACCAGCCUGUCUGCCUGAAC